This is a messenger RNA of Monopterus albus (swamp eel), 5943 nucleotides long. RefSeq names its product membrane-bound transcription factor peptidase, site 1 (gene mbtps1). The transcript is spliced from 23 exons. Gene Ontology annotation, cellular component: Golgi apparatus. The record is from RefSeq and is a predicted model, not a curated record. Gene Ontology annotation, biological process: proteolysis. NCBI's taxonomy places the organism in Eukaryota, Metazoa, Chordata, Actinopteri, Synbranchiformes, Synbranchidae. The coding region runs from base 544 to 3777 and encodes 1077 amino acids. Gene Ontology annotation, molecular function: serine-type endopeptidase activity.
UGGGCUUUAUGAUGAAACCUGGCACCCUGCAGCUAUCAGACGUCUGCGACCGUAGUGUUUGUUGAGUUUGCUGGUAGCUUUUGUUCGAUAUAUCGUUAAUUAGCGUUAGCUACUGAGUAGCUUUUGACACAUCAAUACACUAAGUGUAAACAAUUCAAAUUUAGCUUACGUCUAACUGUAAAGCGUGAGAGGUUUUUCAUUUUGGGAGGCCUGCUGUGGAGCUCUUUACAGACAGCACCAUCUUCCUCAACUGCUCCCAUCCUCCUCACAUCCAUUUACUGCUCCUACUAGUUGCCUCCUCCAGUUCUCAAUAUGGCAAAUAUCUUCCUACUCUGGCAGUGCGACUGACCUCUGUCCUGUGCUACAACCAUGGAGAGAAAGCGCAGAAAGAAAUUAGUCUAGCUGCUCAGGCCAUUUGCAGUAUGGACUCAUUUUUGGAGCUCUGGACCUGAAAUGCUCUUAUCCAGACCCAGAUUUUAGCGGCUCAUUUCCUGUCUGAAAUAGCACACCUACUGCUGAAGUUUAAAGGGCCUGUUCAAACUGAUGAUUGACGAUACUUCACAACCCAAAAUGCUCCUCUUUCCUAUGUGGGUGUCUGUGCUUCUGGGGCUGUUGGUGGGCUUCCUGCCUGUAGUGGGGAUGAAGCCAGCAGGAGGGACUAAAUCUGACCAAACCUCCAGCUCAAAGCUCCUCUUGUCACCGCCCUCUAACUGCUCUCAGUUAACACUCCAGCUGGAGUUCUCCUCCAAGGUGGUGGAACAUGAGUAUAUCAUAGCAUUUACAGGGUAUUUCUCAGCAAAAGCUCGCAGCCUGUACAUCAGCAGUGCCCUGCGAAAUGCUGGGAACGGAGCACUGGAAUGGCACAUCGUUCCUAGAGAAAACCCAGCCUCUGACUUCCCCAGUGACUUUGAGCUGGUCCACAUCCACCAAGCUUUGCCCAGCAGUCUGCUGACCCUAGAGGACCACCCUUACAUCAAGAGGGUGACGCCACAACGCAAAGUGUUCCGUUCACUGAAAUACAUACACUCACCUGAACCUGCUGCACCCUGCGAUGCCACCGGUGGGAUGCAAAAAUGGCAGUCAUGGCAAUCAUCCCGCCCUUUCAGACGCACCAGUCUGUCACUGGGCUUGGGUUUUUGGCAUGCCACUGGUCGCCACUCCAGCCGGCGGUUGCUGCGAGCCAUCCCUCGCCAUGUGGCCCAGAUCCUGCAGGCAGACGUACUCUGGCAGAUGGGCCACACUGGUUCUGGUGUGAAAGUAGCAGUGUUUGAUACAGGCCUGAGUGAAAAGCACCCACAUUUUAAGAAUGUGAAAGAGAGGACCAACUGGACUAACGAGAAGACACUGGAUGAUGGCCUGGGUCAUGGUACGUUUGUAGCAGGAGUGAUAGCCAGUAUGAGGGAGUGUCAGGGCUUUGCCCCCGACUCAGAGCUGCACAUCUUCAGAGUGUUCACCAACAACCAGGUGUCAUAUACCUCAUGGUUCCUGGAUGCUUUCAACUAUGCCAUCCUGAAGAAGAUUGAUGUUCUUAACCUCAGCAUCGGGGGACCUGACUUUAUGGACCACCCCUUUGUUGAUAAGGUUUGGGAGCUGACUGCUAACAAAGUGAUCAUGGUCUCCGCUAUUGGCAAUGAUGGACCUCUGUAUGGUACCUUGAACAAUCCAGCAGAUCAGAUGGAUGUGAUCGGGGUUGGAGGCAUUGACUUCGAGGACAACAUUGCCAGGUUUUCCUCCAGAGGCAUGACCACCUGGGAGCUGCCAGGGGGCUAUGGCAGAGUGAAGCCUGACAUCGUCACCUACGGUUCUGGCGUUCGCGGAUCAGGGAUGAAAGAAGGCUGCCGCUCUCUGUCUGGCACCAGUGUGGCUUCUCCUGUGGUGGCUGGUGCUGUCACACUUCUGGCCAGCACUGUCCUCAACCGGGAGUUGGUGAACCCAGCCUCAAUGAAACAGGCUUUGAUCGCCUCUGCUCGCAGGCUACCAGGGGUCAACAUGUUUGAGCAGGGCCACGGGAAGCUAGACCUGAUCAGAGCUUACCAGAUCCUCAACAGCUACAGACCUCAAGCCAGUCUUUCUCCCAGCUACAUUGACCUGACAGAGUGUCCAUAUAUGUGGCCUUACUGCUCUCAGCCCAUCUACUAUGGUGGAAUGCCCACCAUCGUAAACGUGACCAUUCUCAACGGCAUGGGUGUCACCGGCAGGAUUGUUGACAAGCCCAUCUGGCAGCCCUACCUCCCCCAGAAUGGCGACCACAUCGAUGUGGCUGUCUCCUAUUCACCGGUGCUGUGGCCAUGGGCCGGCUACCUGGCUGUGUCCAUCUCUGUGGCCAAGAAGGCAGCAUCAUGGGAAGGGAUAGCUCAAGGCCAUGUGAUGGUCACAGUAGCAUCGCCUGCAGAGAAUGAUUCUGAGGUGGGUGGGGAGCUGACCUCUAUAGUAAAGCUGCCCAUAAAGGUGAAGAUUGUGCCCACUCCCCCACGCAGUAAGAGGGUGCUGUGGGACCAGUACCACAACCUACGCUACCCACCAGGCUACUUUCCCCGAGACAACCUCCGCAUGAAAAAUGACCCACUAGACUGGAAUGGGGACCACAUUCACACAAACUUCAGAGACAUGUACCAGCACCUGAGGAGUAUGGGGUACUUUGUUGAGGUGCUGGGAGCUCCCAUCACCUGCUUUGAUGCCAGUCAGUAUGGUACGUUGUUGAUGGUGGACAGUGAAGAGGAGUAUUUCCCUGAAGAGAUCACUAAGCUGAGGAGAGACAUCGACAAUGGCCUGUCACUUAUUAUCUUCAGUGACUGGUACAACACCUCGGUUAUGAGGAAGGUCAAGUUCUAUGACGAAAACACCAGGCAGUGGUGGAUGCCAGACACAGGAGGUGCCAACAUACCAGCUUUGAAUGACCUAAUCUCAGUGUGGGGGAUGGCUUUUAGUGACGGGCUAUAUGAGGGAGACUUCACCUUGGCUGAUCACGACAUGUACUAUGCCUCAGGCUGCAGCAUUGCUCGUUUCCCAGAAGAUGGAAUAGUCAUUGCCAAGAACCUAAAGGAUCAAGGACUGGAAGUGUUAAAGCAGGAGACAGCUGUGGUGGAAGGAAUCCCCAUCCUAGGACUGUACCAGACACCAUCUGAUGGGGGAGGCCGUAUCGUUCUGUAUGGAGAUUCUAACUGUAUAGAUGACAGCCAUAGGCAGAAAGAUUGUUUCUGGUUGCUAGAUGCUCUCCUACAGUACACCUCCUACAGUAUGACCCCUCCCAGCCUCAGCCACUCCCACAGCAGGGUAGCACCUCCUACAGGUACCGAGCACCCAUUGCCACAGAGACUGGAAGGCAACCAUCUUUACCGUUACUCCAAGGUUCUGGAAGCUCACCUGGGUGACCCUAAGCCCCGCCCACUGCCAGCCUGCCCCCACCUGUCUUGGGCAAAGCCACAGCCGGUGAAUGAGACAGCUCCCAGUAACCUGUGGAAGCACCAGAAGCUUCUCUCUGUGGAUUUCGACAAAGUGGCUCUACCUAACAUAAGGCCUUACCGCCCCCAGGUCAGACCUCUGUCUCCUGGAGAGAGUGGGGCCUGGGACAUCCCUGGAGGUAUAAUGCCUGGUCGCUACAACCAAGAAGUGGGCCAGACUAUCCCAGUUUUUGCCUUCCUGGGUGCGAUGGUUGUCCUGUCUUUUUUUGUGGUCCAGCUCACCAAGGCCAAGAGCAAACCCAAGCGUAGGAAACCUCGUGUCAAGCGGCCCACAUACCUCCAGCAGCAGACCACUGGAAAAAGCCCCACAGUUUGACGGGCACUGCAACUGAGGCUGGAGACUGGAAAAUUUGUGUUCCAAAGCAACACUGGAGAUUUGGAAUUGACAAAGUGGCUCUACCUAACAUAAGGCCUUACCGGAAUCUAAUGAGCUGUUGAGUUGUUGCAUUCUCAAACUCUCAAGCCUGCUAGACAUGAACAUGCGACUCCCGAGUGUCUCUUGGAUACUAAAGCAGUUUUUGUGUCUCGUCUGUUCAAGAUUUUCUGUGUGUGUUUGUGUGCAUUUGUGGACUAAUGAACAGUAUUAGACAGUGUUACACACAAUGUAAAACACAGUGUACUAUUGGCUCUGAGAAAUGCCUAGUUCAUAGAGACAUGUCAACAUUUUCCUCUUUUCUUUGACCAAACAAUUUCUUUAUCAAUGAAAUGUUAGACUUUUUAUAUUUAUUGAAUUUGUUCAUUCCCUAAUACACACACUCAGAAACAAACUACACACAGAUUUACAAUGUGUAAAUCUGAAGGUAUCAGAUGAAAAUGGAUUGCAUACACAAUGACAGAAACACACCGGAUACACAGACAUUUUCCACUUGAGGACCAUUGGAUGAUCAGGUUGCCUUCUCUUCUGUCAUCAUCCACUGUUUUGUAAAAUUCUUUGCCCACAUCUGUUUAAGAUCAGUCUCUUCAUUGUUUUUAUAGUUUAUAUAAUGAAUGAACUCUGACCAGGCAUUCUGUUGAUCUUCUCCUUCAUGUCAACAAAGUAGCACUGACGGACUCCUCCUGAUUAUUUCAUGAAUUAAAAAAGCAUUCUAAAAGUAAUCUGAUAUUUAUUCUUUAUCCUUGAGUUAUAUUUAGUUAUGCAUCAUUGUUGCAUUUGAUUUUAUUAAUAACUCAGAUUUGUAAGAUAUCAAAUGCUAGAAAAUUAACCCCAGUGCUACUGAACUUUAUUCUGGUGCCACCAUCAGGCCAAAUUUUGGACUUGUGCUUAAAUUUAAGAUCUAAAAUUUGGCAUAACUUUAGAAGACUAUGCCAUCAGUUUUAGCAUUGCACUUCAAAAACAUUGUUGGAGUCGUGAUGGACAGUUUACAGAAGGAUCCAAAUAGAUGGAACAGAACCAGUGAUAUUGCCUGUAGUAAUACACAUUCCUUUUUGUCAAAGCUUACAGCCUUGCUUAGCUAGUGUGCAACUAGCCAGUGUAGCCUUGAACCUUUACUACUAAAGGUGCGUUCACAUUAUCUUGGAAAAACACCUUUUCACGUGCUUUGCCAUUGUUGUAUAUGUGCUACACAACUCUGCACUGUUUGCAAUGCCCAGAACAGAGAGAAAAGUUCAAAUUUAUUUAACUUUGAACCAAACUGCACUGACUUUUGUGGAUGCAGCCAGUUACUGUUGUCCACAGCUUGAACUAAAAAAAAACUAAUUAGCUUACUUGUAUUUUCAAAUUUGCCAAACUGCACAAUAACACCUUGCUGUCACUCUGAGACCUGACAACAGCACAGCCUGGUAUAAUAUCAGCAUGCAGAUGCAACUACCAAGAUGGUUUAAAACAGUCUCUGAAAUGUAGCAACCUUCAGUUAGUAACAAUAGCAUUGUACCUGAAGUGGUCAUUUUCUAUAGCGCACCUGGUGUUUCAAAUGGGUAAAUACUGCAUCAACGAACAUGAAAUGUGCAGUGCAGUACCAGUAUUUUAGAGCUGUAAGUGAAUAUGCCUUUACCCCACAUGGGCAGAUUUUUCAGUUUCACAGACUCAGACCCAGUCAAUUAUGGAGCCACAGAGAGCUUUAUACAACUUUUUCACAUCUGGAGUAGUACGCAAAGAUCUGUAAAAACACUGAUGUGUAAACCUGUGGAGCUCCAUGUCAUGUGCAGAUUUGUUCAGAGAGACAGUAAACCUUCACUGUAAUUUCACUAGAGCUCAUGUUUGGUGAACUUUGAUAUGCACAUUUGUGCCUAUAGCCAAUUGCAAACCAUCUCAACAGUAAUCACCUUUGAAUAAAUGGAGACGAGUAGACAAUCCAAAAUAAGUUAUUUUAACAAUGUUAAUACUGUAUGAACAUCAGAUGGUGCCAUGUGAUCAAAAUAAUUACCAAGUUUUUUAGGAUUUUUUAAAAUUCCUACACAUUGUGGCUUUAAUAGGAUUAUUGUCAUGACAAUUACUGAUAUUAUUUGGUUUGAUUUAUUCAUUCAAGCAUGUAAAACAGUUAAU